AUGGGCGUGACCAAGAAAGAGCUACCGCUGCUCCAGCACAAUGGCUACACGGCCACCAGUCCCACAGCUUCGUCCGUGUCGUCGUCCUACUCGCGCGUGGCUUCGGAGGAGCUCAUCGUGCCUGCGCCCGACAGCGUCAACUCGGUCUACUAUGGCGUCGACGCCUUUUCGCCCACGCUCGUGGAUUUCUACACAGUGGACCAGAAACGCAUUGUCUGGUCUUCACGGGCUCACCGCAAGAUCAUGACGACGCUCUACCGCGCGUGGCACGGCAAACACUGGAAGGUCUACUCGCUCAGCUUCUGGGGUGGUCUCUGUGCCAUGGUGGCCUUUCUCUUCUUUCUAGCAGGUGCAGCAGGCGAGGCCGUGGCUUUCAGUGCCAGUGACUCGGGCGACGCGAUCACUACACAGACACUCGAGCGACAGGUGCAUUCGUCCGUGGACUUGCCAUUGCUGCUGGCUGCUGUGUUCUUUCUGGCGUACCACGCCAUCACGUACUUGGAAGUCAUUAACUGCUGCCACAACCUCGAGAUUUGGCUCGAGGAGUAUUUUCACGGUACGGAGCCCGUUCUUGAACGUCAGUACGUCGGCUUCUUUCCCAGUCGCAUUGACUUUUGGACGACCAUCUUGGGUAUGUUUGGCUCCAUGCUCUACGUCUUUGCUCGAGCUUAUGUGUGGGUAAAAGGCGACAUGGAGAAUUUCGGCAUUGUCAACGUCAAGCGCGAUGACUUGAGCCUCAUUGUUGGAUAUUGGGUGCCCUUCUUUGCCGGAUCGUUUCUGCUGCUACUUAGCGCCUACUUGGCGCAUGUCGAGGUUGUGCACCAAUGGUUUUCAUGCCGACUCACGACACUCGAGACUUGGAUCACUGGUUUGAACAUGCUGGCAAUGGUCGGGUUUUUCCUGUCGUCAACGCUGCAAUUCAUGGACCCGUUUUCGGCGCUGUUUUCGUUCCAGGCGUGCGUCAUGCCUUUUGCAUCAGGCUGUGUGCUGGGCCUUGCUUCGAGUGUGCUCAGCCUCAUGGAACUGGAGAAGAUCCACAAACGUCACAAGCACCCGGAAUACGGUCUGUACGCGUGUCCCGCUGGUUAUGGGACUGCUGCAAGCUACGGGUCGUUCAAGCAGCAGCAGCAGCAAGUAUAA
Molecule: messenger RNA, 1140 nt
Organism: Peronospora matthiolae
Lineage: Eukaryota; Oomycota; Peronosporomycetes; Peronosporales; Peronosporaceae
Source: the annotation of a GenBank genome assembly